AUGGACACCAGCCGCGUGCAGCCCAUCAAGCUAGUUUGGGUCACCAAAGUUCUGGGCCAGAUAGGUUCUCAGGGCCAGUGCACCCAGGUGCGCAUGGAGUUCAUGGACUACACGAGCCGCUCCAUCAUCCACAACGUGAAAGGCCCCAUGCGGAAGGGAGAUGUGCUUACCCUGCUCAAGUCGGAAGGAGAGACCCGGAGGCUGUGGUGA
Dromiciops gliroides (monito del monte) is the source of this 210-nucleotide messenger RNA. Its product is annotated as 40S ribosomal protein S28-like. Lineage: Eukaryota; Metazoa; Chordata; Mammalia; Microbiotheria; Microbiotheriidae. Gene Ontology annotation, molecular function: structural constituent of ribosome. Gene Ontology annotation, biological process: translation; maturation of SSU-rRNA; ribosomal small subunit assembly. The transcript has a single exon. The record is from RefSeq and is a predicted model, not a curated record. The coding region runs from base 1 to 210 and encodes 69 amino acids. Gene Ontology annotation, cellular component: cytosolic small ribosomal subunit; ribosome.